This is a messenger RNA of Pistacia vera, 399 nucleotides long. RefSeq lists its product as uncharacterized. The coding region runs from base 1 to 399 and encodes 132 amino acids. The transcript has a single exon. The record is from RefSeq and is a predicted model, not a curated record. NCBI's taxonomy places the organism in Eukaryota, Viridiplantae, Streptophyta, Magnoliopsida, Sapindales, Anacardiaceae.
AUGGGAAAUUGUAUUAGGCGUGAGUCAUCAAACAUGGUGUGGGCUGGCGAUGAUUGGGAGUUCUCCUCAAGGGGUAGAGUAAUGGAUGAUAUUGAUGAUGAUAAGCAUGGUGAGCGAAAUGCCGGCGAUGUUAACGUAGAGAAGCGGAGGCUGCUGAGUGAAAAGGGAGGGUUUUCGAGUUCGAGUUCGUUAUCGUCGUCGUCUCCAUCGACGCGGGAGGUGAAGAUAAAGAUUUCGAAGAAGGAGCUGGAGGAGUUGGUGCAUAGAGUUGACAUGCAAGGUUUGUCUCUUAAACAAGUCUUGGAAAAGUUGAUUGAUGCUAAUAUCGAUCAUCAUCAUCAUCUAGAGCACCAACGGUCAUGGAGGCCGGUCUUACAGAGCAUUCCAGAGGUUGAUUAA